AUGUCAGAAAGCCCUGAAGCAAUCAACUUAGACAAAAUGAGCCUGGAAGAAGUCCCUACGGAUCAAUUGCUGACCAUGCAGAAAACUUUGGAGAAGCUGGUCGCAAGUAUCGAGGAUAUCUCGAAGAAAGGGUCAAUACAGGUAAAACUGUCAACGACAGCAUUAAAAGAGAGGGUCGAAGCGCUGCGGGGAGUGCCAUCGGCGCUAAGAGAACACAAUGAACAUACAAGAGCGCAGAGUAGGAACGCGGAAAACCUUGAAGCGCUUGCCAGCAGCUGCAUUGAAACUGAGUGUGAGCAGGUGUGCAGCGAGAUACAGGCAUUAGAGGAAGUGGGAGAGUUACUGGUCAAGCAACGAGGGUUGACAAGUCAAGCUUUGCAACUUUUGACAAAGUGCAGCCAAGGAAUCAGGGAUAGGACGCAAAUUGCGCGUGAAUACGCACGCAGGGUAAACGAUAAGAUGCGAGAGCGUAUGAAAGCAUCAUACGACCGUGAGAAGGGAGUGGAGAGUUGUCCUGCACCCCCCAAGGUAGGCGACCGCGUCUACAUGCGAAUCCCCAGCGAGAAGCAGUCUUCAAGCCAUCCCAAAUUAGCGAAUCCCUGGGAAGGACCCUACCGGGUUAUAGAGGCCAGUGAGAAUAGUGCCCUAAUUACACUGAUCAACCAAGAUAAGGAACCAGUAAGGGUACCCUUUGACUUACUUAGGAAGCUACCCCAGGGUAUCUCCGACGAGCCAUUGCUAACGAGAAAAAGCAGGGGUAAAAGAGGGCGUCCUAAGAAAAAUAAGACGCAAGAAGUUCCAUGCAACAAAAUCUCUCUUUUCAGGACCCUGCUGGCCUCCGACGACCGCUUGAAUCUGAGAUUUCGCUGCAGCUGUGGUUUAUUCGGUCAGAUGGCGCAUGUAGCGAUACCCGGUUUGAAACAUCCGCUUGCAAGGGCCAAGACAGUGAACGACAUGUUUGAACUGGCGAAUAUCGCGAGCAUCUCCGAGCAGGAAUGUUGGUCGGACGAAAGGAAAGAGCGAGAACUCAGACGGAAGCACUCACAGUACCUCUCGCCAUAUGGACUCGCUGUAGCGAUGGACGCUCAUCGACGUCGAUGUCCUUUAUAUGCCAAAAGAGUGGAGGAGGCAAGGGGAAUGAAGUACGACCACCCCGCAAUCUACCCAUGGCCAUGCGAAUACCCCAUCGGGGACAUCCUAGCGGAAGCCAUCAUGAUGUUGGAUCAGAUCGAGAUGCCGCUGUUGAACCAUCACAUGGAUCGCCGUACGUUCAUUGCACUCCCAACUUCGUUCGCAAGGUUGGAUUCUGAAGUAGCAUACGAGGACAACGUCAUCCUAUACAUUUAUCGAGACUUCGGAACUCUUGCCAGCAAGCUGUUGACCGCCCGUGAGGUUAUGAAAGCAGUAGUCAUCGUAUGGCCGGACAACUUACCUGAAAGCAGGCAGAUGAGGCAGCUGUUAAUCAGCAUCGAAAGACACCUCCAAGACGGAGGAACACUUGCGUUUCUCCCAAGCCCAUAUGAGGAUAGGAAUGCCGAAGAAUGGAGAAGGGUGGGCGAAGUGUGCCGCGAGUUCGUACGGUUCUUAACGGAUCCAUCCCGCAACUUCUUGGCUGUGACUCGCGAUCAUUACUCCGGCGUACUGGAUCAUGCGCCAUAUACACAUCCAGCCUGUUGCCUGGGAGUCAACCCAAGACGCAGUGGUGCGCCCUUCAUUGGACCCCAGAUACUGACGUUCCUCGAGAAAGUCAGGAUUACCGUGAAUGACCUUAUCAGGCUGCCGAAAUUCGAGCCCGCAACACCAUAA
Molecule: messenger RNA, 1806 nt
Organism: Cylicocyclus nassatus
Lineage: Eukaryota; Metazoa; Nematoda; Chromadorea; Rhabditida; Strongylidae
Source: the annotation of a GenBank genome assembly